Messenger RNA from Laccaria bicolor S238N-H82, 1338 nucleotides. RefSeq lists its product as uncharacterized. NCBI's taxonomy places the organism in Eukaryota, Fungi, Basidiomycota, Agaricomycetes, Agaricales, Hydnangiaceae. The record is from RefSeq and is a predicted model, not a curated record. The transcript is spliced from 2 exons. Bases 1 to 966 code for a protein of 321 amino acids.
AUGCCACCCGACGCAACGUUGCCACCCAUUCGACGUGUCCUGAAACGUUCCGCAUCGACAGCGUCACUCCCCACGCCCCCUCGCACCCACAGCAAGCGCGGGAGGGGCAGAUCGAGGGGGUCGUGCGAUAGCGACAGCGAUGACCAGGUAGUACUGUUGAGUGACGAGGAGGAGUUGGCUGUUUCGGUUCACAAGAAACGACGAACGGGGGAAGCCACCCAGGAGGGGGAGGAUGCGUUUUGGUUGGGUACGGGUGGGUUGACGACGAGGAGCAAGAGGGCGUUUGGAUCGUCCAACUCGAAGGCGGUUGAUCCGUCUACGCAGGCGCCGUUGAUCUAUCGCCGUCGUCAAGCUCAAGCCCAGCAGCUGCAGCCCGUUUCACCACCCCCGUCGCAUCGCAAGCCCAUGGUGGUGUCACCUACCAACAACCCACCUACUACGCCACUUAGGACCUCCCCACGAUUCGCCCGUGCUCCGUCGACCGCUUCGCCCCCUGUCACUCCGAAACGAAAGUCGCAGAGGCGAACGACGAGCGUGCUCCGAGACUCUCCGCAGAACCCGUUCCUCGCCUCACCGCUUGAUGCCGUCCCGGAGUCGGACAGCGAAGAGAGCCCAAACCAGAGCCCAAAAACGCCGUAUCAAGAGAAACCGACUGUCGCUUACGUUUUUCGAGGUAUGCGUAGGGAGUUCCACAACCCGUUGUACAACCCGAUUACGAACCGACCCAUCUCGCCCCCUCGAGGGUCUAAGCUCCCCGUCGAGCACCCGGCCUUUUCCCCUGACCCAAGUUGCCCGCCAAAGCUCCUGUUUCCGGAGGCGCACAAGAGGAGAACCGCAGCAAAGGGGAAGGCGAAGGCUAAGGGAGGGAAUGGUGAUGAUGUAUUUGGAGGGGGUGAUCCGGUCAAGCCACGAAGCCGAGGCGCUACUACCCUGGACAAGGAGCUGAGAAAGGCCGGGGAGAGAUGACUCAUGAUGACCGACCAGCUGGACAAAAGGGCUCCCCUUUUGAUGUUGGGAGUUCCUCUGGUCGUCGUGCUUGCCCUCUUGCUGUUCUCUCUCCUUUUCUUGUGCAGAUCUCAUUCGCGCUGCACUUGUCCGAUUUCCACCUGCCCCGCCGCAUUGCCCCGUCUCGAUUUGUUCCUUCCCUUUUUGCACAUAACCGACUAUCCCCCCUCCCCCCCUUGCACUAACUGACCAACCGAUCCGUGUAGUAUAACACUCCUUCCUUCUCUGCUUCUCUCGCUUUGCCCCGUCAUUGAUUUGCGAUACCACCUCACCACCUCUAUACCUCCGACACGCGACACCUACACUGCUAUAUUAUCGUAUACUAUCUAUUUA